Molecule: messenger RNA, 2393 nt
Organism: Coccomyxa subellipsoidea C-169
Lineage: Eukaryota; Viridiplantae; Chlorophyta; Trebouxiophyceae; Coccomyxaceae
Product: TPR-like protein
Exons: 15
Coding region: 48-2393 (781 amino acids)
Biological process (GO): cell division
Molecular function (GO): protein binding
Source: RefSeq, a predicted model, not a curated record
GUGACCCCUGGGAACAAGAAAGCUUUUGGAAACGGCUGAAGACAGCUAUGGGAUCGAAUGCCGCUGAGCCUUACUCCGAAAUGGAGGGCCAUUUCGUGGCUUGCAUCCAGGAGAGCUUGUCUCUGUACUUGUAUGAAAAUGCCCAGUUCUUGGGUGAACGCCUGGUGGCAGCCUUCCCCAAGCAGGCCCAUUUCCUGCUGUUGGCGACCUGCUAUUUCCGAUCGGAUCAGGUGCACAGAGCAUACCAUCUGCUGGUUGCGAAUUGCAGCGAUUCGCAGAGCAGAUAUCUGCUGGCACAGUGCUGCCUGCGGCUCGGCAAACUGAAUGAAGCAGAGCAGGCGCUGAAUCCAGAUGGCGAUCCGCAGAAGGGCGAGGUGCCACAUGGAGCAGCAGGGUACUACCUGCUGGGGAAAAUCUGUGCGCUGUCCAACAGGCACGACACAGCCAUCCACUACUAUGCUGCAGCGCUCACGCUGGACCCUCUUCUCUGGUGUGCCUAUGAGGAGCUGUGCAAUCUCGGUGCCGAUGCCAAGGCGGCAGGCUUGCUGAACAGAGGCAGGGAAUCUGAGUCAGCAGCGGCGAGCCCCUCAGGCAUCAGCAGCUCCCAUGCGGAGGCUGCCACGCCCUUCACAAUGCAGCGGGCCUCUGCAGAUUCCAUGAUGGCGUCCGGCGGCUGGCCGCCGCGCAACAACCGCUGCCCGGCCUUCGACGACCCGCUCUCGCCAAUCGAGCCCACCAUGCCGCCGACUCGCCACCCCAACACAGCCUAUGGGUUCCCCACACAGGAGCAUGCACAGAACGGCCUGAUGACGCCUGCCACCGGGUCCAGCGGGUCGUUUGUGACGCCGUCGCAGAUGGGGUCGGCCGGCACGAUGCCACCGCCAGUCCACCGCGGGGGGCCCGGGGCCCCCGGCAGGGGCCUCCCCCCCUCCACCGGCAACGAUCGCGGCGGCUGCGGCUUCCCCUUGGGCAUGGGCGGGUCCAAGCUUGCGGCGGGGCUGCGCUUCACGCCCGGCACAGCCGGUCGGCCGCCCGCGCAGAGCGUCGCGCGCAACGCACCGGGGCAGGGGCCGCCGCAAAUGCCGGCGCGGCCGCGGGGCCAGCCGCGGGGGGGCAGGGGGUCAGAGCGGGACAAGUCCCCACGACAGCCGGAGCCGUCUGGACGGCUGUUUGAAGGGCCCGCCACCCUCGCUAGGCGGAGCAGCAGAGUGGCUCCGGCGCCCACCGCGGAACAUCUAGCCACGCCCGGCAUGUCACCGGCAGACACCAUCAUGUGGGGUGGCGGCCUCGACUAUGCGGGUGCAAAGUUGUGGGCGGGCCAGAAGACCGUGAAUGGGCAGGCAGCGGUGCUGUCGCUGCUGCAGAGGCUGGGAGAGGGCUACCGCCACCUCGCCAUGUACCGAUGCGCGGAGGCGGUGGAAGCAUUUGCACGGCUGCCAGCGGCGCAAUACUCGACCUCGUGGGUGCUGUGCUGCAUUGGGCGCGCGUACUAUGAGAUGGUGGACUACCCGCAGGCCGCCCGCGUGUUCGAGUGGGCCCGCCAGGUCGACCCCACCCGCCUCCAGGGCAUGGAGGUGUACAGCACGGUGCUGUGGCACCUGAAGCGGGAGGUGGAUCUGGCGCACCUGGCGCAGGAGGCCACCGCCUGGGACCGCCGCUCGCCGCACGCCUGGACCAUCAUGGGCAACUGCUUCUCCCUCCAAAAGGCACGCCGCCCUGGCAGCCGAUCAUUACUACUCUCCCAUCGACCUGAGCACGAAACGGCGCUGCGGUUCUUCCAGCGCGCGCUGCAGCUGGACCCCGCGUUCCCCUAUGCGUACACACUGUGCGGGCACGAGUACUUUGCCAACGAGGACUUCGACCGCGCCAAGGCCUGCUACGAAAACGCCAUCCGCCUCGACCGCCGCCACUACAACGCCUGGUACGGCAUUGGGCAGAUCGAGUAUCGGCAGGAGAAGUUCGAGAUGGCCGCCUUCAACUUCAAGUUUGCUCUGAACCUGAACGGGCGCAGCAGCGUGCUGCGGUGCAACCUGGGCAUGGCGCUGGCCAAGAUGGGCAAGCCAGCCGAGGCACUGGCACACAUGGACAAGGCCAUCGCGGCAGACCCGGCCAACCCGCUCGCGCGCUUCGAACGAGCCGGCGUCCUGCUCGCCCAGGAGCGCUUUGUGGACGCCCUCGCUGAGCUGGAGGCCCUGCGGGACAUAGCUCCGCGGGAGGCGAGCGUGUGGUUCCAGAUGGGGAAGAUCUACAAGCGCCUGGACCGGCCGGACGAGGCGCUGCAGCACCUAUGCCACGCGCUCGACCUCAAGCCGUCCUCCGGAGACGCCAACCUCAUCAAGGCAGCCAUCGAGAAGCUGCGCCAGUCCGAUGAAGCCGACGAAGAGGAGAUGUGA